UGUACUGAGCACCUUAUAGCUUCCCAGCUGAUCUUACAUAAUCACUUUAAUAGAUUAAUAUUAGUUUAUUAUUACUCUGCAGCCAUGAACGAGUCAGCAUUGGAGCGCUACUUUGAUCAUUUCAUCGAAAAUCACUCCUCCAGGAAGGAGGAGAAGGAGGUGAACGAGGAGUUCUUCCAUCUCCUGCCGGACGAGAUCCUGGCGCUAAACAAAGACGACACCGGUAACGCAGAGAAUGAGAGCAGGACUGUGUUACCGGGCAGCAGCAGUGUGGACUACAACUCCCAGAAUCCCACAGCAGGUGCAUCGUCCACGUCAGCGCAGGAGGACCGUCCUACGACUCUUGUGACGUCUGUGACACAGCAACAACAAUUCCUCCCACAGAUACAGAAUAUCAUCUGUACGGUGAAUCUGGGCUGCCAGCUGGACCUGGACCUUAUCGCUCGCAAAGCGUGGAACGUUGAGUACAAUCCAAAGGUUUAUAAGGCGCUCACCAUGAGGCUCCGCAAGCCGCGGACCACAGCAAUGAUCUACAAAUCUGGGAAUCUGGUCUGUCUGGGAGCCAAGAGCGUGGCGCAGGCCCGGCUGGCGGCGCGGCGGUUCUCCCGCAUCGUGCAGAAGCUGGGCUUCCCGGUCCGGUUCCUGAACUUUAAGAUCCAGAACAUGAUGGCCAGCUGCGACACCUUCACAGUCAGCCUGGAGCAACUGGCCCUGCAGGAGCACUGCAGUUAUGAAGCAGAACUGUUUCCCGGCCUCUUCUACACCGGCAUUCCCAACGUCUCUAUUGUUAUCUUUGCAACCGGCAAGCUGUCUUUGGUCGGAGCGACAACGGAAGCUCAGAUGUACGAAGCUCUUGGUAUCAUCCGUCCAAUCCUGAGCCGCGUCAGGAGGCAGUAACCUAACGAGAGACAGACUCCUG
This is a messenger RNA of Perca fluviatilis (European perch), 919 nucleotides long. RefSeq names its product TATA-box-binding protein-like. The coding region runs from base 85 to 897 and encodes 270 amino acids. Gene Ontology annotation, biological process: DNA-templated transcription initiation. The record is from RefSeq and is a predicted model, not a curated record. Gene Ontology annotation, molecular function: RNA polymerase II general transcription initiation factor activity; DNA binding. The transcript is spliced from 8 exons. NCBI's taxonomy places the organism in Eukaryota, Metazoa, Chordata, Actinopteri, Perciformes, Percidae.